GUCCCGCCGGGCCUCACUGUGCGGUUUGAGAGAACGCGCACGGUGUCGGCUCUCUCCGCGCCUAUCUCGAUGCUCUGCCUCAGGCUCCGUCCCCUAACGGACGGGAUGCAGCCGGCGUGGUGAGGAGCAGGCUGGGUCGGAGAUGCCACUUGUAGGGCUACAAUGGCUCACAGGGGAAAACGCAGCCCUCUCCUGAAACGCCUGAGAGAGCUUGUGAUUUCUGUGAUUUUGAUACUUUGCAAUCAGUCUUUUGUGACUCUAGCCACAAAUGACUCCUAUGUGAAAGGAGCACUGGUACUUGGUUCAUCCUUGCAACAGUACAGAACAACAAGGAAGCUGACUGCACUCAUAACUCCUCAGGUCUCAGAUCUUAUGAGGAGAGUGCUGGAAAAAGUCUUUGAUGAAGUCAUAUUGGUAAAUGUCUUGGAUAGUGGGGAUUCAGCACACUUGGCGUUAAUGAAAAGACCUGAGCUGGGUGUCACACUAACAAAACUUCACUGCUGGGAACUGACACAGUUUUCAAAAUGUGUUUUCAUGGAUGCAGACACAAUGGUUUUGUCAAAUAUAGAUGAGCUUUUUGAGAGAGAAGAGCUGUCUGCAGCACCAGAUCCAGGCUGGCCCGACUGUUUUAAUUCAGGAGUUUUUGUUUACCGACCUUCCAUUGAAACAUACAGUCAGCUGUUACAGUUUGCCACAGAGAAAGGCAGCUUUGAUGGUGCAGAUCAGGGGUUAUUAAACACCUUCUUCAGCAGCUGGGCAACAACAGACAUGAGCAAACAUCUACCGUUUAUAUAUAAUUUGAGCAGCACUUCUGUAUAUUCCUACCUUCCAGCAUUUAAAGCGUUUGGUGCAAAUACUAAGGUAGUGCAUUUCCUGGGAAGUACAAAGCCAUGGAACUAUACAUAUGACUCCAGAACAAAAAGCAUAAAGGGCAACAUGGACGACCCUAAAAUAGUUCACCCAGAAUUCCUCAACAUGUGGUGGGAUACCUACAUAGCCGAUGUUUUACCAUUACUAGAACAGCACGGAAUUGUUAAAGAUAUUACUACAGGAGUAAAUAUGCUAUCGGGCUUGGUCUAUACUCUGGCUUUCUCUUGUGGCUUCUGUAGAGAGGCAGAAGUUACAGAGGCAGUGUCCCACGUGUCAGUAUCACCAUUAUUAUCCACUGAAUCUUCAGAAGAACGCAAGGAACGGUGGGAACAGGGCCAAGCUGACUAUAUGGGAGUGGAUUCCUUUGACAACAUCAAGAAGAAACUAGAUACCUACCUUCAGUAGAAGAGCCUGUCUCAAACAGUGGUGAUGCAAGGACUUAUUCCAGAACUAACAGCUAGAAAGGUAUAGAUGGUGGUCAGUUACACUUGCUAGUAGCUUGAGGAAAAACUUCUUGGCUGAAGGCCUCUGCAGUGCUACAGAUGAAGACUGAGCAAAAGCUAGGAAGCAGAAUCCUUGGGCCACCUAUUACUGCCCAAUUUCCAAUUCUCCUUACUAGAUAAAACCAGGUAUUUUCAGCUUAAAAUUUCUUCUGUUUUGAUCAAUUGGCUCAACAUAUUCUUUAAACUGGGUUUGUUACUUCACCUCAUUAAGGUGAUUAGCAUUGAUUCCUUUGCUUGCUGUUUUAGAUGUAAAAUCUAAUUCAUGGGAUUGCUCAUACACUGGAGUGGUAGCCAUUCUGCUUUACCAUAGAUGUAUUAAUGACACUGGAAUGCAUACAAUUGUAACAGUAAUAGCACUGCUUUGCUCUUCCAGUCACAAUUGCACUGAAAUUUUGACCAGGUUCUUACGCACAGUGCCUGCAGCAUGGCAGAAUGCGUUUUUCAGUUCUGUAUACUAUGGGACUAGUAAACUGAGUUUUAUCUGUUCCUUGCAAUGUUGCACUUGAUACAAAAAUAAAAAGUUGUCAUGCAUUUGUCUUCCCUAAACUCUUGAGCAAUUAAAAAAAAGGAGCUCCAAAGCAGUCUAACUAAAAUAUUUAACAGGUAUAAAUACCUUAAGCUUUGCUGAUGCUACUCAAGCUCUCAUUAGCAAAUGUCCAGCUUUUAGUUUGUAAUUAUUUAGAAGUAUGUAGUCAUUUGCCAGGGAGCUGUUAAGGGCCAAUCCCCCUAUUAGCUUGCCAUAAAUAUAGGACAGGGCACUUGAGGAAGUACCUGCUGAAGCUGUUUACAUUAGUAACUUGAAGUCUGGGAAGAAGGUGUCUUUCUUUCAAGAGGCUAAAGAAACAUCAUCCCUAAUGUAAGCCCUGUACACUGAACUUAAUCCCAAACACAACAGUGAUACUACUUUGGCAAGGAAAGACUAUGUAGUUGCUUAAGUAACUGUAUCUACCCUGGUAAGGAAAUCUACUCUUUCCAUGUGUAAAGCCAGUAAAAGAAAGUGCUUUUUUUGCUACUCUCAGGCUACGUGUACUCCAAGACACAUAGAAAAGCAGUAAAAAUAAAGCAUACUGAUGACAGAGAUUAGCUGUCAUCUGUACUGAGGUUUAGAUCUAUCCUUUAGCCAAAAAUCUAAACAGAACAAAAUCAGUGUUCUUUGACAGCUGGAUCUUGUACUAAUCCAGAAACACUAAGAAAAUAUUACUUCAUUAUUUCCUAGUAAAGGAGGACUUUGGCUGGAAUCUGGUGGUGGUGUUAAACCUUUAGCCUAGAGCCAAAAUAAACAAUGGACAAGGACUCACCAUUUGCUGGUAAAGCAGAAGACAUAAUACAAGUAUAAGGGUUGGUCUGUUUUAACUUGUUUUCACUAGUAAAUUACUCUAUGAUUUAAUUGGUCACCAUUUAGGAAAAAUGCUAAAAGAUGAGGUCCAAACCAAAGUAGCUUGUAGCUACCUGAACUCCCACUUGUAACUAGCCCUUUCCUGUAUGGGUUUUUCUUUUGCUGUGUUUUUGUUGUUUGUUUGUUUGUUUUUUUCAAUGGAUAAAUUUGAAGUUGUAUGAAAGCAGGAGGGAUUGCUAGUUACAGUCUGUAAUGACAAAAAUAUACUUUAUCAAACAAAUAUUGGAGAGUUCUGUGUACUCAAAGGCUACUCUAUGGAAAAUGGUAAAAUAAUCUUUUUAAGAGAAACACUAAAUUUUCCUCCCCUUGUCUGUAUUCAUACUUGAGAAUAGGCACGUUACUUAUUUUUAAGCUAAGUGGGAGAGAACCAAGAAAGUAUGAAAGUAUGACAUUUAUCACCUGCCUGAAAAUUUGGUUUAGCAUGUAAGUUUUGUUACGUUAAUACAAUAAGAUGAGGAGAGAUGCUGAAUAAGAUGAAAACCAGUAUGUUUUGGGUUAACAAGUACAGUUAGUGAAGAAAGAUAACCUGUGAAAAUAAUUCUGUUGUAGCCUCUGUAACUCAUAGAUGCACAAAGCCUCAGGAAAGGUAUGACAUCUAUACCAAAUUCUAUGCAGCUUAUUUUCAAUAAAAUGACCUUUAUGUCAUUAUUUGCCACUAUUUCCUUCACAAUUGCUGCAGGCAGCUCUUUGCAGAAAAGCAGAGAUCCCUUUUUAUCCUUUGCAAUAGCCUCGCUUGAUACAUCAAGCACUUUUCUGCACUAAUCUGAAGGUACUCAAAACAGCACUAUACUCUAAACAUCAUUAUUCAGAAUAAUCACAGCACUGCUUAGAUUGCAACUCAAAUAUUGGAACUUCAUUUGCCAUUGUGAAGCCUACAACACCUAGAAGGUGUUCCUUAAAUGGUGACAACUCAGAGCAACUCUUAAAAGCUUAUGAAGCAUUUUUUCCAUAUACAUCUUUAUUUUAUGUAUAGGGUUAAAAAAACCCCCAAAAAGCCCCAAAGAACAAAAACCCCCAAACAAAUAAGCAAAACCAGAAUGACAGACUAUUGACUCAGUCUUUGGAGUUAUAAAUAAUUACAAAAACUCACUUCUAGAACAUAUUGUUAAAACUCCACAAAAGAGAAUGCCAAAAGCCAAAGACUACUUACAGAUCAUAAAAAGCAGAAAAAAAGUCCAAACAGCCAAAACACCAAGGUGUUUAACCACCUGCUUACUGAACAUCUCCAUCAAAUCAGACAGGAGUUUUCUGUGCUUAGCUUUUACCUCUUUUUUCUCAGAUACAUUAAUGGCUUUCUUGGGAGAGACCAUAAAGCUUAGUAGUACCUUUAGUAAAUUAUAUGUGGCUUUGGAACAUGGAAAUCAUAAUCUAAUAGACAAAAAAAAAAAAUACUAGUAAUUGUGUUCAGUUGUUUUCAUAAUCACAAUCAUUGUUUUCAUAAUCAUACUAUGCCAAAUGUCAGCAUACUUUCACAUAAGUAAUGAUGUAGCUUGAUUAGUCAUAGAAAUUACUCUCUUCCCUGUGAAAUUUUUACUUGGAAAAUGGAUAUAACAGAAAAAAAGGCCAAAUCCCCCCUUCAUAAUUGCAAAUUAUUUUUUCAGUUUAUCUCUAAAUAUCAAAAUCUGAACGAGAACAAUGCAAAGAAAGUUUAAUUUAGAUAAACUCAAUGCAAAAAACCAAAAAGCAAAAAAAAAAAACCAAUCCCAAAAAACCCCACUCAAAACCCAACUUCAAUCAGGUUUAGCUCUGUUUUCUUGUUCUUUCUCAGCUUUCCAGUGACAGUCAGAUACUGGGAUUCAUGCUGUCUUCCAUCGUUCAUGUUCUUGUAAUUCUUUCUCUAACAGACUUAAAGUAUGCCUCUCUCCAUAGCUAAGGUGCUGGCUCUCCAAAAACUGCAUUAGUUUGUUAGUUUACUUGUUUUUAAUUCCUUUCUCACUCCUUUCAUUAGCUCGCUUUCUCCAAAUAGUAGACAUCUUCCCUUUAUUUCUCAGUUCUUUUCCAUUUCCUGUGCUUGCAAUUCAUCUUGUAAUCAGUAGGCUGAUAUACUCAGACAUAAGAGGUGAAAGGCUUUACAAGCUUUACAGACUCCAUUUCUCUGCUGCCAAGUACACCUCCCAAAUGUACAGGUGUAGUUUACUAAAUUCUUCCUCCAUAAGUCAAGUGGCAUGCAGAUCAGCAUUCCAUUAAGACACAUGUAUGGAAGUGAAAAACGUCAUUUUUCCAUUACAAGAGGAAAAGCAGUACAGGAAGACUGUUAUAAAGCUGGCAGCUAUUAAAUAAUUUUUUGUUUUAAUUUAUUUUGCAAGGACUAACUUCUUCACUGACACGAGUGGAUUAGAUUCUACUUUCAAUAUAGCACAGUCUUAUUGUUCAAAAUGUCUAUUGAAAUUGCUAGCUAGAUAGCAUGCUGUCAAUACAUGCCUAUGAUUCUAGCAUUUUAUCAAAAAAAAAACUUUACUUUUACAAAAAAUAUUGGAGUUCUGUUAAGUAAAAUAUUAAAAGGAAGUGUUCUGCAAAUUUAAGUACUCUCUUUUUACUAACUCCUGGGAAGUAAUCAUCACAGGAACUCCCUCCUGCACCUGUGUAUUAUUCAGAAACAAUAAAAAUACCAUCUUUGGACAUAGCCUGCAAAAGUAUGAAGUGAAGCACUUAUGAAGUGUCACUGACCACCUUUUCUGAAACAAUUGGUCCAGAUGAUCUGUCUGUUUAUUAGGCAAUACUAAGACAGAAACAUGAAACUAAUUCAUUUAUAGAGGGCUUUGUCUGAAGAAACAUUAUUUACCUUUCAUUACCUUUUCACCUAUAAAAUGAGACUAAACGCUUGCCGGUUAGAAUGCAUGAAUACACAUUUUGGUUUUGAAGGGUUUUUUGUGUUCCUAAGUAUUGUACUAACAAGCGACCUUUAGAAGAAAUGAGCAGUGUAAAAAUUUCAUGAGUUUGUGUGCUUCUAAAUUAACAUUUAGGAGCAAAUUAGUUUUUAUAAUUUAUUUGAAACAUUUAUAUUUUGAGCACAAAGACAGCAAAACUAAAAAUUAGCACGGGACAUGUAACUUGAAGAGAAGUAUUAUCCAAAAUAUUAAAUAUUUAUGCAAAAUACACUGGAUCAAGCUAUAAAUCAAUCAGAGCCUUAAUUUUGUUAAAUAUUUUUUGUUUUAUUUCACUUGCUAAAGGCUUUUUGGUAGGAAAGGCUCCUGCUGCAAGUUCCCUCUUCUUCAGAAUUUUCAGGACAUUUUCUUCUACUGAAUCCUUCACAAUGUAUCAAAAUAUAAAAAAAAAAAAGGAGGAAAAGGAAAAAAAAACCACCCAAAAUACUGAAAUAAAGAUGCUAUUUUCCUCUAAAUAAAAGUUUACGAUGAGAAGUUUAUGUAUUCUGGAAAAAAAUGCUAGGGAGCUGAGUAUCCUAAGUGCAGUUACGUUAUUUAACUAUUACUUUGUAAACACGGAGAAAAGGGUUGUAAAGCAGUUGGAGGAAAAGGUGAGGUGUUUGAAUUUUUUGUGGUUUUUUUUCUUUUAAACAUUUAUUGUUAGGACAUCUAUCUUUUCUUUGCUUUAUUAGAAGAGGACCUGGCUUCAAUUUUUCAAGUAAUAUUUUUGUGAUGGAAUAUUAAGAAGCCAGGCUAGCUGCUCUUCCACAGCUAAACUAGCUGCUGUGACUGACAAGAGCAUUCUACAUACCUUCAAGAUAAUGAACUGUAACAGCCAGGCUAACCAACAGGUCUACUACCCCAUUUGAGUCACUCCAAAUAGCUCAACAGGGACAUUUAAUUUCUUAUAUUAAAAUCUUACAAUCCAAAGCACACUUCAACAGUCACUCCACAAUUUAGUUUUACUGGUGAGACUGUGAUGGCACAAUUAUUUUUAAAAUACCGUAAAGCUUCUUGGAAAAUAAUUAUUUAUUCAUAACCAGAACACUGUUGGGAUCAUCUUUCAAUUCACCAUAGUAAUUACAGCAUUAUUCUUCUGACCCUGCACGCAACACCUGUCAGAACACUGGUCUUCUGCAGUGGGAUUCCAAGCUAUUAGAAGCAGCAAUGAAUAAGUUAAAUAACCUCCCUUCAAAACACAGUAGUAUGCACAUGGCAUCACAAAGCAGAUAUUGUACCACCACCUCUUGAACAAAUAUUACCUGCAAAUGAAUUACUCCCUACCUAAUGUCUUAUUCUUUAAGUAUCCCGCUAUAAAGAAAGCUUUGAGAACAUCUGGUUAUAUGUUCAUAACAAGCAGGAACUUCAGGUAAAUGCUUUAAAAACAGAGUUUGUCAGGAGUCUAGGAGACAUCAAAACAAUCCUGUUAUUUUAAUUCUGAAACAAACGCUGCAUAUACUAACUGCCUCAGUACCUGAUGGCAAAAUCUAAAUCAGCUGGACACAGUCAGUUACUUAACAGUAAAUUGGACUCUUAAAAAAGCCCACAUAUACUUUCGUUAGUAUAUACAAUAAUCACCAUGUUAUGUAAACAAGAAAUUUUGCUGAACACAGAAUGAGUGUAGCUGUUACUACUUGUACUUUGGAUGUAACAUUAAAUGUAAGGAUCUGUGAAAUGCAAAGUCUGUGCUCUGCAUUUUCCCAGAAUGUUUUAUCUAUCUAGAGGUACAGCACUAGUAGUUCUUAGAGAAGAGAUACUUAAAUCUACAUGAACUGUAAUAAUGUUCUGUUUCUGAUAAGCAAGUCUUAUGCAGUGGGCUCGCCUUGUCAUGUCACCCACAUACUGCAAGUUGUCUAAGAAUUCUUCUUAAUAACUUGUUUUAGAUUCUAAGAACCUCUGAUGUCUAUGCACACUCAAAGACAUCAAGCUACAAAAUAAAAACCAAACAAAUCUUAUUUCUCCAAACUAUGGUAGUAAGCAAAACAGCAACAAAUUAUGUAUUUGUCACUGCAAGAUGAACAUUCCUGGCAAGCUAUAUAUGGCACACUGUUCUAUUAUUAAUCUCACUGUAUGAGAACAAAAUGAUGUCUGGAGGAAAGACCUAGCCCAAACAUGCAGAAUUCUGUUCCAUUCUAUUUUUGCUGUAGUUAAGAAAGACUGAGGUGUACAAAUUUCACUCUUCCCUCAUCAGUCCAGCACAGGAAAAGUGAAUUGCAGUACUUCUAUACAUUUCUGCAGUAUCCCAUAAAAGGAUAUCCCAAAGGCUACUGUAUUUUACAUUGGAAAAUACUAAAAAAACUGAGCCUUGGAGAAACAUCUGUAUAUUUGUGGUACUCUCACAUUAAAGGUUUGUAUUUCUUUCUAAAGGUGAGAAUUCUGCAUCUAUGAUUGUAUUUAAACAAACAAACAAUUUUAAAAGUGGGGGGAGGGAAAAACUAAUCUAUGGUUGGAUAAAUAUUCUUCCCUUGCACUGUGGUAUUACACCUCUCAGAGAAGGAAUGCAGACCUCCAAAUUAUAGUUCUACAAUAAAUCCACAGAAUUUGAAAAA
Molecule: messenger RNA, 8182 nt
Organism: Cyanistes caeruleus (blue tit)
Lineage: Eukaryota; Metazoa; Chordata; Aves; Passeriformes; Paridae
Gene: GYG1
Product: glycogenin 1
Molecular function (GO): glycosyltransferase activity
Source: RefSeq, a predicted model, not a curated record